CCACACACGCAGAGACGCUCAGGUGGGAGGAGGUCUGAUCCAACAUCUCCUCACCAUAACACUCUCACACUCCUCCAGAGGAGCGCAGGGGUCCGGGCUGUCUGUGCUGUGUGCUGCAGACUGAGGAGGCUGAGUCAGGAGGCUGAGUCAGGAGGCUGAGCGGUUCUUAAACACACCGGUGGUCUCUGAGAGCCGACAGACAGACGGAUCUGAGCCGGGAGAGAUGGAGCGCUGGACGGGCAGAGUGGCCCUGGUGACCGGAGCCUCGGUGGGCAUCGGAGCGGCCGUGGCCCGGACGCUGGUCCAGCAGGGCAUGCGGGUCGUCGGCUGUGCCAGGAACGUCGACAAGAUAGAGAAGCUGGCAGCAGAAUGUCAGAGUGCGGGCUACAGCGGCACGCUGAUCCCUUACAAGUGUGACCUGUCCAACGAGGAGGAGAUCCUGUCCAUGUUCUCAGCGAUCAAGACGCUACACAAGGGCGUGGACGUGUGCAUCAACAACGCCGGACUGGCCCACAAUGAGCCCUUGCUCAGCGGAAAGACAGAGGGCUGGAGGAACAUGAUCGAUGUGAAUGUGUUAGCCUUGUCUAUCUGCACCCGAGAGGCAUACAAAUCAAUGAAGGAGAGGAAUGUGGACGAUGGCCACAUCAUCAAUAUUAACAGUAUGGGUGGGCAUCGUGUGGUGCCCAGUGCCGAUGAGCAUUUCUACUGUGCCACUAAAUACGCUGUGACUGCUUUGACUGAGGGGAUACGACAAGAGCUCCGAGAAGCAAACACCCACAUCAGAGCCACAUGUAUAUCUCCUGGAAUAGUUGAGACCGAGUUUGCUUUCCGGCACCACAACAGUGAUCCGGAGAAAGCAGCUGCAGUGUACGAGAGUAUGAAAUGUUUGAAAGCAGAAGACAUAGCCAGUGCAGUCACAUUUGUCCUCAGUGCCCCUCCUCAUGUCCAGAUUGGAGACGUGCAGAUGAGGCCAGUAGAGCAGGUGUCAUAGCAGUGGAACGGGAAGCUGCAGGAGGAGCAGACAAGGCGGCAGCCAUGGUGACUCCAUAGCGACCUCUGCUGGGCAAA
Molecule: messenger RNA, 1068 nt
Organism: Anoplopoma fimbria (sablefish)
Lineage: Eukaryota; Metazoa; Chordata; Actinopteri; Perciformes; Anoplopomatidae
Gene: dhrs11a
Product: dehydrogenase/reductase 11a
Exons: 7
Coding region: 224-991 (255 amino acids)
Source: RefSeq, a predicted model, not a curated record